Glossina fuscipes is the source of this 984-nucleotide messenger RNA. It is a transcript of the gene RpL15, whose product is annotated as 60S ribosomal protein L15. Bases 304 to 918 code for a protein of 204 amino acids. Gene Ontology annotation, cellular component: cytosolic large ribosomal subunit; ribosome. Lineage: Eukaryota; Metazoa; Arthropoda; Insecta; Diptera; Glossinidae. The record is from RefSeq and is a predicted model, not a curated record. The transcript has 2 exons. Gene Ontology annotation, biological process: cytoplasmic translation. Gene Ontology annotation, molecular function: structural constituent of ribosome; RNA binding.
UAUUUUGUGUAUAGGAAAGGAAGGAAAAUUAUGAUGAAAAUACUGGCCUUGCACCAUUCUGAUAUACGUCCGUAAGGAUAAGGUGUUGUUUAGGAAGUGCUGAAUUAAUUUUUAUUACCUUAAGAGCUCGUAUGCUUUCGUGACAUAAUUAUAUUUGUCAUGUAUUUUUAGAAGAUUCAACUUAUGUCGCCCGUUGGCUCUCAACAAAACGCAUAGACUUAUGAUGUGACACGUUAUUUAUAAAAAAAAUGUGAAUAACAUAUUGAAAUUUGUUGCUAGGUCUAUUGCUGUCAUUCGAUAAAUAUGGGUGCCUAUCGCUAUAUGCAAGAAUUGUAUAGGAAAAAGCAGAGCGAUGCUAUGCGAUAUUUGCUUCGAAUACGUGUUUGGCAGUACCGGCAGCUCACAAAAUUACAUCGGUCUCCACGACCUACACGCCCGGAUAAAGCCCGUCGUCUAGGAUACAAAGCUAAACAAGGUUUUAUUAUAUAUAGAAUUAGAGUGCGCCGAGGAGGUCGUAAACGUCCCGUUCCCAAAGGAUGUACUUAUGGUAAACCGAAAAGCCAUGGUGUUAAUAAAUUAAAACCAUAUAGAGGGCUACAGUCAAUCGCGGAGGAACGCGUGGGGCGCCGACUGGGAGGUUUGCGCGUACUCAACUCUUAUUGGGUAGCACAGGAUGCUUCAUAUAAAUACUUCGAAGUUAUCUUGGUUGACACCCACCAUAGUGCUAUACGUCGAGAUCCAAAAAUAAAUUGGAUUUGCAGACACGUGCACAAGCAUAGGGAACUUCGAGGCCUUACAUCAGCAGGCAAAAGUUCUCGAGGUAUAGGAAAAGGAUACAGAUACUCGCAAACAAUUGGUGGGUCUCGACGUGCUGCUUGGAAACGCAAGAACCGUCUACAUAUGCACAGGAAACGUUAAUAAAUGCCAAUAUAACAAAUUUGUGUACGUAUAUUUACAUACAGAAAUAAAGUCGCAACAGAAAUA